Molecule: messenger RNA, 333 nt
Organism: Phytophthora infestans T30-4
Lineage: Eukaryota; Oomycota; Peronosporomycetes; Peronosporales; Peronosporaceae
Exons: 3
Coding region: 1-333 (110 amino acids)
Source: RefSeq, a predicted model, not a curated record
AUGUACGACUCGCAGGCCGACGUGAACGUGGCCUGCGCUUUCACCACGACAUCAGCUGCCACCUUGUUCAUCCUGACCAGCUCCAGCAGCUCAGAGAUGCAAUCCAUCAGCGCCAGAAGCUCAGUUCUGAUGUCCAGUAGGGCAAGGCCUCGAGGAUACUCGGCAACACGGUCAGGUCCGGGUGCAGCCAAGAUCGCGACCAAUGAACCGCCCGUGCCAGACGUAGUUUUUGAUUCUUCGUGCCAUCUCGGUUACAAUAGCUGGGGUAGGACAGGCAUGUCUUGCAAAAUAGAGCAUUUUCGCUACCCGGAGCUCGAAUCGGCCUGCCUCUGA